This is a messenger RNA of Cryptomeria japonica (Japanese cedar), 1304 nucleotides long. RefSeq names its product superoxide dismutase [Fe], chloroplastic. Gene Ontology annotation, cellular component: chloroplast nucleoid. NCBI's taxonomy places the organism in Eukaryota, Viridiplantae, Streptophyta, Pinopsida, Cupressales, Cupressaceae. The transcript has 8 exons. The coding region runs from base 444 to 1007 and encodes 187 amino acids. The record is from RefSeq and is a predicted model, not a curated record. Gene Ontology annotation, molecular function: metal ion binding; superoxide dismutase activity. Gene Ontology annotation, biological process: superoxide metabolic process.
CAAACUUGAAUAUUUUUGUUUAAGAGUUAUUGUACUGCAACAAUGAUAAAAUAUGGUACAGUUUGUACUUCAAUAUGUUCAUUUGUACUACACGCAGGCAUGAUGACGAUGGGGCUGCUGAUAGUUUGUAAUCUCUAGUUCGUUUCCUCCUUAUCAUUAAACCCUGUCAGCUGUGCCUCUGGCUAUCUUUUACCUCUAGAUAUAAAAAACCUAGGUACUAUUCUAGUGUUCAGUUCAAAAUUGUUUUAAAAUGGCUUUGAUACAGCAGAGGCACUCUCUUCCGCUCUACUCAGUUCAACGUCACACUGUAUCAACGAACCGUUCAAAAAAUAUUAUUUGACUGCCAGAGAGGACCGGUGCCAAAGUUUCGAACUGCUUCGCGAGCAGUGGCACUUCUUGAACUGAAGCCUCCUCCCUACAAGUUUGAUGCAUUAGAACCACACAUGAGCCAACAGACUUUCGAAUUCCAUUGGGGCAAACAUCAUCGAGCUUAUGUUGAUACCUGUAACAAUCUGAUCAAGGACACAGAGUUGGAAAACUGUAUGCUAGAAGAGAUUAUCAAGAAAACAUAUAACAAUGGUGAUCCUCAACCAGCAUUCAACAGUGCUGCUCAGGCCUGGAACCAUGAGUUCUUUUGGGAAUGCAUGAAACCUCAAGGUGGGAAAAAGCCAAAAGGAGAGAUCCUGGAACUUAUUGAAAAGGAUUUUGAUUCAUACUAUGAAUUUCUCAAAGAGUUCAAGCAAGCUGCAGCUACACAAUUUGGUUCUGGUUGGGCUUGGCUUGUGUUGAAAGAUGAUAAACUUGCAAUUGAGAAAACUCCAAAUGCUCUGAACCCUCUAGUGUGGGGUCAUGUGCCACUUCUGACCAUAGAUGUUUGGGAGCAUGCAUAUUACCUUGACUAUCAGAACCGAAGGCCAGAUUACAUAUCAGUAUUUAUGAAUGAACUUGUUUCAUGGGAUGCGGUGACUGCCCGGCUCGUUAAGGCCAAGGAAGCUUCUUCAACAUAAAUUGGGGGCAAUAGCUUUAGUCAAAUAAUAAUAGUUUUGCCACGGUUGAGUUACAGGUUUGUAUUCUACAAUAAAAAUGAAAAAUUCAGAUCGAUGCAGUCAUAAGAUAGAGUGUAGAAGCAUAUUUUAUAAUCGUUUUCUCGUACAUUGUCAAACACGGUUUACUUCCCUUGUAAUUUGUUCGUUCACAUUUCAUUAUCCUUGAUUAACGUAAGGUGAGAGCUUUGCAUUCAAUUUAUUCUACAGAUUGAAGACAAAGAAAGAAAAUAAAAUAUUGAGGAUAAUAUCCUUCAAUUC